AAGAUAGAAAAUUUACGCAUCCAAGACAAGAGUUCAAUCUCUUGUGCUAACACACAAUAUAUAAAUGGGCUUUUAAUGUCUUAGAAAUUCCCCUCUUUCUGUUGCUUUCUUAUUCCAGUAACAACUUUCCCUUGUCUCUUUCUGUUGUGUUUUUGCACAAUUUUUUUUCUUCAAGAACAUAUGUGGAGAUUGAUAUCUACUGUUACUAUUGCUUUCCAGAAUAAUACUUUUAGGUUUUCUGUUGAUGUUUAGUUGUUGAAAAUUGAAGAAAAAAUGAAUAUUGGUAGUGGGUCAUUGGUUACUGUUCCAAGUUCUACCGGUUCUUGGAAGUCCGGUGAUAUAGUUUCCGAUCAGUUUCCGGUGGGGCUCCGGGUACUUGUAGUUGAUGAUGAUCCGACCUGUUUAAGGAUCUUGGAGAAGAUGCUCAGGAACUGUCACUAUGAAGUUACCAAGUGUAAUAGGGCUGAGAUUGCACUAUCAUUUCUCCGGGAAAACAAGAAUGGGUUUGACAUUGUUAUAAGUGAUGUCCACAUGCCAGACAUGGAUGGUUUCAAACUUCUUGAGCACAUUGGUCUGGAGAUGGACCUGCCUGUUAUAAUGAUGUCAGCGGAUGAUAGUAAGGAUGUGGUUAUGAAAGGGGUUACUCAUGGUGCAUAUGAUUAUCUAAUCAAACCGGUGCGGAUUGAGGCACUAAAGAAUAUUUGGCAGCAUGUUGUUCGUAAAAGGAAAUAUGAGUGGAAGGACAACAAUUUUGAUCAAUCGGGAAGUGUGGAAGAGGGAGAUCGGCAGCAGAAACCAUCAGAAGAUGUUGAUUACUCAUCUUCAGCUAAUGAAGGAAACUGGAAAAACUCCAAGAAAAGAAAGGAAGAGGAAGAAGAAGUUGAAGAUAGGGAUGAUACAUCCAAUCUAAAGAAGCCACGUGUCGUUUGGUCUGUGGAGCUUCAUCAACAAUUUGUACAAGCUGUGCAUCAACUUGGAAUUGACAAGGCUGUUCCCAAGAAAAUCUUGGAACUGAUGAACGUUCCCGGACUUACCAGAGAAAAUGUUGCUAGCCAUCUUCAGAAAUAUAGGUUGUAUCUCAGAAGGUUGAGUGGUGUAUCGCAGCACCAGAAUGGAUUGAACAACUCUUUCAUGGGACGCCCAGACACAACCUUUUGCACAAUAUCUUCCCUUAAUGGACUUGAUCUUCAAGCUCUUGCUGCUGCUGGUCAAAUCCCUGCACAAAAUCUUGCUACCCUCCAAGCAGCGGCCCUAGGUAAAUCUGCUACAAAAUCUGCCAUUUCUAUGCCCCUAGAUCAAAGAAACUUUUUCAGCUUCGAAAAUUCCAAGUUGAGAUUUCCAGAAGGGCAACAACAACUGAAUAAUAGCAAUAAGCAAAUCGACUUGCUGCAUGGAAUUCCAACCACCAUGGAAUCGAAGCAACUUGCAAAUUUGCACCACCCUUCCCAGUCCUUCAUGGGUAUGAAUAUGCAAGUGAACUCCACAUCACAACACAAUAAUUCUGUGCUUAUGCGAUUGUCCCAGUCACAACCUAGGACUCAACUGCUCAAUGGAGCGAAUAAUGGUAGUCAAGUUUCAAGGCUUCCAUUGUCCAUGCAGCAAUCUUUGUCCCCGGUCCUAACACAAAGUGGUAUUGUCGACAAUGCACGAGGGAGUGUGUACAAUCCAGUCUCUCAAGCAUCAUCAAUGGUAGAUUUCUCGGUAAAUCAAAGCAAGGAGUUGCAAAGCUACAACUUUUCUCUUGGGAGUAAUAGUUCGGGGUUGUCUUCUUUGACUAAUCGAGGGAUGCUUCAGGAAGAGGUGAAUUCUGAUAUCAAAGGAUCUAGAGGUUUCCCUUCUAAUUAUGAUAUUUUCAAUGAACUCCAGCCAAAAUCGCAGAACUGGGGUUUACAGAAUGAUGGUUCAACCUUUGACACGUCUCUUCAUCCAUGUAUGCAAGGAACUCAGGAUGUCUCAUCACAACUGUUACUUCAACAGGGAAUUUCUUCAACUCAUAACAGUGGACAAAACAGAAAUGCUCCAAUUGAGAAACCAAUGUAUUCCAACGGGGAUGAGAUUGGACAUUCUAAUACUAUGUGUGGCUCACAACUUAACUCUGGUGGUGGGAAUAUGCUUGCUGUUAAAGCUGAAAGAUUUCCUGACGCAGACUAUCAGAAUACCAAUAUCCGGGAGCAAUUUGGACGUGAUGACCUCAUGAGUGCAUUCCUUAGACAGCAAGCAAGUGUUGGACCAGUUGAAACUGAAUUUGGCUUCGAUGGAUACACAUUGGACAAUCUUCCUGUUUAAGAUGUGAACAAAGCUUAGUUGAUGUACCUGACAGUUUAAACAUAUAAUUCAAAGACGCCAGUGUACAUAGUUGCUGUAACACCUGAAAAUUUCCUAUGAACCAAAAUGGAGGAGUUGGUUUUCUAUUCAGCUAUAAAACUUGGAUUCUGGUCUAAAAGAUUAGCUGUCGGAUGGGAUGAUAGAUUGCAGAAGGGAAAGGCUUAGCUGUCAGAUGAUACUACUGCAUGAUGUGCCAAAGGCAAACAUGCAAAGUUUUGGCUGGUAUUCGUAGGUGAUUUGAGGAGAAUCACAUUUUCUUGGGUGCAGACGUUAGGUACAGGGAUUUUGAAAGAAACAGGAGGGUCAAGUUCUAACAUCAAUAAUGCAAUCUUUUCCCUUUCACGUUCAAGAUUGAUUUUUUAACGUAGAUAUUUCAUUUGAAUUUCUUAUUAGGAUAAAUCUGUCGGAUUGAUAUAGUUGUUCGUUGUUUUGCUCCAUUCAUGGUUUAUUUUUAGGUGUGCAGCUCAAACUCUGAGAUGUAUGUUGUGUAUUGGCUUAUUCUGUAUAGGUUUAUCGAAGUUGGGUUUUAUACAAGUAUGACCAUCUUCAUUUUUUCCCUUCA
Messenger RNA from Capsicum annuum, 2887 nucleotides. Its product is annotated as two-component response regulator ARR1. Lineage: Eukaryota; Viridiplantae; Streptophyta; Magnoliopsida; Solanales; Solanaceae. The coding region runs from base 274 to 2286 and encodes 670 amino acids. The record is from RefSeq and is a predicted model, not a curated record. Gene Ontology annotation, biological process: phosphorelay signal transduction system; cytokinin-activated signaling pathway. The transcript is spliced from 6 exons. Gene Ontology annotation, molecular function: DNA binding; DNA-binding transcription factor activity.